Salpingoeca rosetta is the source of this 1684-nucleotide messenger RNA. Its product is annotated as disulfide isomerase. Gene Ontology annotation, biological process: response to endoplasmic reticulum stress; protein folding. Gene Ontology annotation, molecular function: protein disulfide isomerase activity. Bases 44 to 1498 code for a protein of 484 amino acids. NCBI's taxonomy places the organism in Eukaryota, Choanoflagellata, Craspedida, Salpingoecidae. Gene Ontology annotation, cellular component: endoplasmic reticulum. The transcript has 15 exons. The record is from RefSeq and is a predicted model, not a curated record.
UGUCUUUAAUUUUUUUCAGACUGACUGACGUGUCCUUCCUUUGAUGAUGACGAGUGCCGUUGCUGCCUUACUUGUUUUGGUGGCGGUGGUUGCGGCCGCUGGCACAGCCCAAGGCUCGGAUGUGGUGACGCUGACCACGAACAACUUUGCCUCCACCUUGAAGGAGCGACCCCUCGCCCUUGUGGAGUUCUACGCCCCGUGGUGUGGUCACUGCAAGCGUUUGGAGCCAGAGUAUGAGAAGGCUGCGACGGAGCUGGCCAAGACUGGCCUGGACAUCAUGCUUGCCAAGGUGGAUGCCACGGAGGAGAGCGCCCUGGCCAGCCAGUUUGGUGUUCGCGGCUACCCCACCAUCAAGCUGUUCCGGAACGGCGAGGAGUUUGCGCCCUAUGAGGACCAGCGCACCGCAUCGGCCAUUGUCAAGUACAUGAAGAAGCAAGCCACCCCAAGCGCCGUUGAGCUGAGCGACAUGAAGGAGCUUGAUGCCCUCCUCGCCUCAGACGAGACGGCCGUCGUUGCCUUUUUGAAGAACAGCGACCGGCUCAAGUCUGCGUUCCAGAAGUCUGCAGAUGCCAACCGUGACAGCUUCCGCUUUGCAUACACACGCAACGAAGAUGCCCUCGCCAAAUACGGAGAGAACAAGAUUGUUGUGUUCCAGCCGAAGAAGCUGCAGAACAAGUUUGAAGAGCCAACCCACACCUACGACGGCGAGCCGCGCCCUGCAGACAUCACGGCGUUUGUUGCUGACGCGGCGCUGGGCAAGGUCGGGGUAAUGACAGAGGACACCCGCCCCUUCCUCAUGAAGAAGACCCCACUCCUUGUCGUCUACUUCGACCUCAACCUCGAGCUGAACCCAUCGCGCGUCAAGUACGUGCGCAACCGCGUGCUGAAGGCGCAGAGCAAGGCCAACACCGACCUCACAUGGGCCGUCGCUAACAAGGACGGCUUCAGACAGGACAUUGAGGCGUUUGGCAUCACGUCUGACAUUGGCGUCGCCAUCCACGGCUCCGAUGGAAAGAAGUACCGCAUGGACGACGACUGGAGCGUGGACGCGAUGGUGAAGUUUGCAGAGGCGUUUGCUGCUGGCGAGGUGGAGCCCCACGUCAAGUCGGAACCAAUCCCAGAGAAGGACGACGACAACGUCCGCACGGUCGUCGGCAAGAACUUUGAUGACGUUGUUGUGGAGGACAAGGAUGUCUUCAUCGAGUUCUACGCUCCCUGGUGCGGCCACUGCAAGAAGCUCGCCCCGACGUGGUCUGAGCUUGGCGAUGAGUUUGCCGACGACGACAAUGUGGUGAUUGCCAAGAUUGACGCCACCGCGAACGAUUUUCCUUCCACCUUCCCCGUGCGCGGCUACCCAAGCAUCUUCUUCGUGCCUGCCGGCAGCACCACCCCCAAGAAGUACGACGGCGGCCGCGACGUCACGCACCUCGUGGACUACGUCAAUGCCAACCGCAAGUCGGCUCCUGCCAAGAAGGCCGCCUCCAAGGACGAGCUUUGAAGCUGACUUGCAUGUUUGCGUGCUUGGUUUGACGACCUUUGUGUGUACGUGUACGUGUAGGUGUUGGUGUAUUUGUGUAUGUGUGUGUGUGUUUUGUUGUCUGCACCGCUUCUACAGCAUGGCACAGCAGUAAAUACUGUUGCAACAUCACAUGCUUUGUUCCCACAAGCAUCGUGCAGCAAGAAC